Messenger RNA from Gloeophyllum trabeum ATCC 11539, 171 nucleotides. RefSeq lists its product as uncharacterized. The coding region runs from base 1 to 171 and encodes 56 amino acids. The record is from RefSeq and is a predicted model, not a curated record. NCBI's taxonomy places the organism in Eukaryota, Fungi, Basidiomycota, Agaricomycetes, Gloeophyllales, Gloeophyllaceae. The transcript has 2 exons.
AUGACAUCCUCCACCUCCGAGUCCGAAUCUAUCCCUGACGACACGUGUAUGGUUGAAAAUGAACAAGACAAAGAUGAUGGGUCUGGUAUGAAUCCCCACCACAUGGAGCUUUUGCAGGUUGCACUACUACUGUACCAUUUCGAUCUAUUCCACUGGCGGUGUGAUAUGUGA